AUGAAGUUUGCAAAAGACCUUGAACGGGAGCUAGUUCCUGAAUGGAAGGCGAAGUAUCUGAACUACAAGGCAACCGGGCUCGGCAGCGUAACACAGCGUUACGCAGGUGAUUUGAUAAACGCGGCCGUGCCAGAACGGUCACCCCUCCGAGCUCCAGCAUCCAGGUUCGACCAAACUGAAGGGUAUGGUAGCAUCGUACCACCGAGGCCAAGCCAUACUGUCUCGCCAUCUUUAGUCCCCUCGUCGCUACAGCUUCCUGAUCCCGCAAUUGAUCAAGAUGAUAACUACUUCGCUCCUCGGAAUGAGUCGUCCACCUUGUAUAGUGAGGAACUUCCAGCACCCAAUACAACUACGCAGAGGAAGUCUCGGUUUGGACAAAAUAUACAGUCUGGGCGUGGUUCAUUGCGUAAGCAAAUUAGAGAUAGAAGGCCUACAAUUGGCCCGCCUGGUCCGAGGCCUUCGUUCAUUCACCGAAUAUUCUCGUCCAGCCCGGAAUAUGAACCAUCUAAAACCCAGAUGCCCGCCCGGGAACAAGCCUUGGCAGAGCUUAGAACCAAAGAGACAGAAUUUUUUGCCUUCAUGGACAAGGAACUCGCAAAGAUCGAAACAUUUUACAAGUUAAAGGAAGAUGAGUCCACAAAGAGGCUUCAAUUGCUCAGAGAACAACUCCAUGUCAUGCGGGACUCACGCAUUGAAGAGCUCAGGUCGAAGAAGAACCAUUCCAUGCCACAAACUAAGGAGGGUUCGAAUGUUUUAAAGGGCCCUGCCGGGCAAACAUCUACCCACUGGACUAGGCCCCUGACCCGUGGUGGAGGCUCCCACAUUGGGAAGACUACCAAGGCAAUGACACAGCUAGCUACACCUAGAGGCCCUGUACCACAGGCAAUGGCUGAUGAACAGAGAGAUUUUGUAACCCGCAGAGAAUACCAAGGUGUGCCUUAUAGUUCUGCAAAGAGGAAACUAAAACGUGCGCUCCUGGAAUUCUACCGUGGCCUAGAGCUACUUAAAUCAUAUGCUGAUCUGAACAGAAAGGCCUUCAGAAAAAUAAAUAAGAAGUAUGAUAAGGUUUCAUACGCUCGACCUACGGGGAGAUACAUGACCGAAAAGGUUAAUAAAGCAUGGUUCGUCCAGAGUGAUAUUGUUGAAAACCACUUAGUUGCAGUUGAAGACUUGUAUGCUCGGUAUUUUGAACGAGGGAACCGCAAAGUUGCCACUCAUAAACUGCGUGGUAAAGCGAUGAGCUCUAUGGAUUACUCCCCCAACUCAUUUCGGAAUGGGCUAUUGCUAGCUGCCGGCCUCGUGUUUGCUAUCCAGGGCCUUUACUAUGCCAUCAGACAUUUGUUUGAAGAUGAUCUAAACCAGAAGACCGAAACCAGCUAUCUUCUACAGAUAUACGGUGGAUACUUCCUUAUUCUUGUUCAUUUCCUUUUAUUUUGCUUGGACUGUAGGAUCUGGAGCAUGUCAAAGAUUAACUAUAUUUUUGUCUUCGAAUAUGAUACCCGCCAUGUCUUAGAUUGGCGACAACUGUCAGAGUCUUUAUCUUAUUCCUACCCGCGCGUAUUCUAUACUACCGGAGCAGGCUUUGGUGGGCAUAUUCUCAUUGGCGGCUACUCCUUGCAGGGCUUUAUCCCGUGGAAUUUCGUGAUUUCUUUCUCGGUGACAUGUACUGCUCCCAGACCUACGCUAUGGGGAUGGGAUAAUCCAGUAAUGUGCAAUUCUUCGCACUCUCGUGUAUUUGGCUUUGUGACUACAGUACCCUCAAUAUGGCGUGGCUUCCAGUGCCUUCGCCGAUACUAUGACACUCGCAACGCCUUUCCUCAUCUUGUCAAUUUUGGCAAAUACUCCUUUUCUAUCCUUUACUACCUAACCCUUAGUUUAUACCGUAUCGACAAAUCGACAACAUUACGCGGCAUGUUUAUCACAUUUGCCUGCUUAAACGCCAUCUAUGCUUCUGUCUGGGACUUAGCUAUGGACUGGAGUUUAUGCAACCCUUACUCCAAGAACCCAUAUUUACGCGACUACCUUGGCUUCCAGCGGCGGUGGGUGUACUAUGUCGCAAUGAUUGUCGACCCUAUACUCCGGUUUAACUGGAUUUUAUACGCGGUAUUUAUACAUGAUAUGCAACACUCAGCAGUUCUAAGCUUUGCAGUCGCACUCUCCGAAGUGUGUCGGAGAGGAAUGUGGACCAUUUUCCGUGUUGAGAAUGAACAUUGCACCAACGUCGGCAGGUUCCGAGCUUCAAGAGAUAUUCCACUCCCGUAUGACAUGUCACUCACAGCAUCUGAUGAAGAAAGGCUUUCUACCAUCCCUCCAGCGCCCACCACAUAUACCCGAGGCGAGUCAAAAUACUCGCCUCCUCAUGCCCUGGGGCGGAUAGCAACGAACGGUUCCGCAACAUAUACGCCCGAUCUUGAAAAUGGCGUAGGCACACCCAUCAGUUCGCUUCGUCGCCGACGCUUCUCUCAGAGAGAGGAUGGUACUCCUCCCAGCGGAACAUUAGCGCGGGUAGGCACCAUGUUAGCCACUGCACAUGCUCAGGACUUUGAACGAAAGAAACGACCUAGUAUACUUGAUGGGAAAGGUAACUCGAACAAUUCCACGAGUACUGAUGAGGACGAGGGGGAAGACGAGGAAGAGGACGAUGAUAAUGAAGGUCAUGAUGAUGGGUAUGAGGCUCAUAUUUCAGAGGAGUCUGAACAAUCUGCAUCUAAUGAUAACGGAAGGGAUAUGCUCAGUGGUCUACGUAAUUCAGGUAGUUACGGUGGACCACAUCGCCGUGGAAAGUAG
Messenger RNA from Microsporum canis CBS 113480, 2787 nucleotides. RefSeq lists its product as hypothetical. Gene Ontology annotation, molecular function: inositol hexakisphosphate binding. Bases 1 to 2787 code for a protein of 928 amino acids. Lineage: Eukaryota; Fungi; Ascomycota; Eurotiomycetes; Onygenales; Arthrodermataceae. The transcript has 7 exons. Gene Ontology annotation, cellular component: plasma membrane; Golgi apparatus; cytoplasm. Gene Ontology annotation, biological process: cellular response to phosphate starvation; phosphate ion transport. The record is from RefSeq and is a predicted model, not a curated record.